This is a messenger RNA of Rhizophagus irregularis DAOM 181602=DAOM 197198, 1032 nucleotides long. Lineage: Eukaryota; Fungi; Glomeromycota; Glomeromycetes; Glomerales; Glomeraceae. The record is from RefSeq and is a predicted model, not a curated record.
AAAAAAAAAAAAACGAGCAAGAUAAUAUAACUUUCGUAAUGGUUACUUUAUCAGCCGAACAACAACAAAAACUUAGAGAUAUUGCGAAAGCGCGUAAGGAAGAAAAUGAAAGACUGGCUUUAGAAAUGGAAGUACCGAUUGAACAGAUAGAAUUGUUUCUUGGUAGAGCUACUGUUCAACGAAUCGAGAAAUCUCGUGAUAUUUCAGGAUUUGAUUUAUUUAAAAAAGAUUGGUAUAAAUCAAAUCCAGGAAAUAAUCCUUUGAAAUCAAAUCAUUUAGUUUCUGCAGCUUGGAAAUUAGUAUCUUCUGAACAAAAACAUGUAUAUCAUGAAUUAGCUAUGAAACAAAAUACAAAACCUCCAACAUUAAAUCCUUCCGCAAGUACUAGAACUAAUGAAAGGAGGGGAUACAUGAACGAUAUGAAAAAAUUGGCUGAUAUGUUAUCUCUAAAAUGUGGUGUCGAAUCUUUUAUUGUACUAUCCUCCAGAAUUCCUGGUGAAAAUUUUGGUGAAAUUACUGGUUCAGAUAAAGGUCUUUUGGCUGCUGAAGAUUUACGUUGGACUCAAUCAUUUCUUGAAUUUGGUUUGAAAAUUCAAAAUAAUGAAAAUGGUGAUAGAGAAGAACAACCUCCUCCACCGAGACCUAUUAAAAAAGCCAGAAAAAAUAUGAAUGAAGGUAGACAAUUCAUUGCUCAUCGUAUGAAAGAAUUAUAUAGAGAAAUAGUUGGAUAUGGAGUUGUACCUUAUUCUAAUUGGGAAACCGAAAAGCAUAAAUUAGAAAUUGACGUUGUUGGAUGGCCUGAAGGAAUGCCUUUUACCGCUCAUGCAUUUAAACGGGACCAAAUGCAAGAAAUUAUUAAUGCAUUAGAACAAGGAAAAAUUAAAUUUAUUAGUACUAAACAGACCUUGAAGAAGGAUAAUAACGAUAAUAUGGAAACUAAAAUGGAAUUGGAUGGGAAAUAAAUUGCUAAUUUCAAAUAAUAAGUUUGAUAAAAAAAAGCAAAAAAAAUAUAUGUAUAUAAUAUAUAUAUAU